Molecule: messenger RNA, 4367 nt
Organism: Megalobrama amblycephala (Wuchang bream)
Lineage: Eukaryota; Metazoa; Chordata; Actinopteri; Cypriniformes; Xenocyprididae
Gene: pdlim7
Product: PDZ and LIM domain 7
Exons: 11
Coding region: 1283-2560 (425 amino acids)
Biological process (GO): muscle structure development; actin cytoskeleton organization; heart development
Cellular component (GO): Z disc; filamentous actin; stress fiber
Molecular function (GO): muscle alpha-actinin binding; actin binding
Source: RefSeq, a predicted model, not a curated record
AGCAACUGGGCUUUAAAAGAGAGUGUUUUACGUUUCUAGGUUACAUAGACUCUCAAAUGAGAAGUACUGCAGAAGGUUAUAAACGGUUAUGAUGGCAAAAUUAUGCAUCAAGCUUCAGGAUACUUUUCCUAACGUGCAAUUAGAAAUACAUUUGUUUACAUUUAUAAUGUGGUUUGGCAUCUAAUCUGGUUUGUCUUCUUCCUGUAGGAAAUAUUCCUUUUAAGUGAUCCUUCAUGUUUAUGUCAUGAUUACAGUUUGUGAUGUUGUCAUUUAGUUUCAUUGAUUGAAGGCCAUGACAUUUGUUUUAUUUCCAUAAUGAGGAAAUAAAACAUGCUUGCACUCACAUGAACCCUAAACACAUUGACGGAAAGCAGUUCAGAUAGCUUGAACACUUGCCUGUUUUUGUGCAUAGUUAUGUCCUUUUUCAGCAUUAUCAGUUGCUAAGCACAACAUUAUUUCAUUUCUAACUCACCCUAGGGGAUGAAAUGUCAGACUUAUGAAUGAAUAUUAUUUUAAAAGUAAUUUUGAUCACAAAGGGCUGAGUGAAAUUGGAGGUAGUUAGUGGAAAAUUGAAAUGCACACAGAAAAGAGACCUUUCAGAAAGUACAAUGCCCUCUCAAUUACAGUUUUGCCAUAGGGUAUGACAACAGCAGAAAUUGUAUUCAAUGUGACAUAACCUGCUUAGGGUGGUACAGCUUUGCCGUCUAAAACAUAUGUUAUCCGCACAGUGCGAGAAGACCAUUCAGAAUUUAUAAUGACUUCUCAAUUGCAGUUUUACCGCAGGGCAAACACAGCACCGUUGCACUCUCAAAUUGCUGUCACAUGCCCAACCGUGGGUGCGAAACAUAUGCUAUCCACAUUGAGAGGAAUGUUCAUUUAGCUUCCUACCCAUCCAACCUGCCUUCUGGUGUCUUUUUCUGGUAGUUUAUGGGUUUAAAUGUUACAUCUAGAGCCAGAGAAUCUGAGGUAGUAGAUGUUUUCUCUUCCUUCACACUCCCUCCCUCCCUCUCUCUCUCUCUCUUUCCCCCUCUCCGUGACUCGUGGGUGUUGGGCUGAAAUAGUUUGGUGUAGUUUUACAUUCCUUAUAUAGCCUGUGGAGUAAGAGAGACGUGGAGCGAACCCAUGUCACAAAGAAGGAGGGGAGGGAGUUGAGCUUUGCCAGCAGUGAGAAAGUUAGUCUGUCUUGCAGUGCCAGAUUUCCAUUUGGUUUUCUGGAGGUUUGGGUGACAAGUUUGGCCUGUGGCAUAAGGUAUGUGUGCAGCGUGCCACCUUGUAACAGGCCAUGAAUAUAUACUGUGUAACACUCAACGGACCUGCUCCCUGGGGCUUUCGGCUUCAGGGAGGCAAGGACUUCAACAUGCCUCUGACCGUGUCCAGGCUGACUCCAGGUGGCAAGGCGGCCCAGGCCGGAGUGGGUGUUGGUGAUUGGGUGGUGUCCAUCUCGGAGGCCAAUGCAGAGGAGAUGACCCAUGUGGAGGCACAGAACAAGAUCAGAGCCGCAACCGACUCCCUCACACUCACUCUGAGCAGAGCUUUUCACCCUGCCGGAGGAGAGCAGAAGGAUUCACUUGCACCUGCAUCUAGUCAGCCCAAGUACUCGUUUGCACCGAGCACAACCAUAAACAAGAUGGCGCGGCCGUUCUCUGCAGCCUUUGGCAAUGGCAGCAAGGGGCCCGUCAUCAAGCCAGUGUCGUACGCCCCCAAGCUUAACUUCAACUCGCAGGUGCCGAGCAGCACGCCGCAGCCUCACAAUGGUCACGGAGUAACUCCCUGUCCUACCAAGUCCAAGCCAGCAGACAAACCUGAUGAAGUUCAAGCACCAGCUAAAGCACCAGCGAGUUCCGGCCCAGCCUGCAGGCCACCAUGGGUGACGGACCCGGGUUUCGCAGACCGUUACCACCCAGACAAGACCAGCACGGUGGUGACGCAGCACAAGCAGCCGGUCCAACCCACUCCCAUGCAGAACCGCAGCUCCAUCCUGCAGGCAGCACAGCAGAGCCCCGCCGACACUAGUGGCCGUACGCCUCUAUGUGCCGCGUGCAACAAGAUCAUCAGGGGACGCUACGUGGUGGCGCUUGGUCGUUCCUGGCACCCAGAGGAGUUCAUGUGCUGCCAGUGUAAAAGGGUGUUGGACGAGGGGGGCUUCUUUGAGGAAAAAGGAUCCAUUUACUGCACCAAGUGUUAUGACAACCGUUACUCGCCCAACUGUGCCAAAUGCAAGAAGAAGAUCACUGGGGAAAUCAUGCACGCCCUGAAGAUGACCUACCACGUACAGUGCUUCCUGUGCGCCGCCUGCAAAAUGCCCAUCAGGAACCAGGCCUUCUACAUGGAGGAGGGAGAGCCCUACUGUGAGAGAGACUACGAAAAGAUGUUUGGUACCAAAUGCCAUGGCUGUGACUUCAAGAUUGAUGCAGGGGACCGUUUCCUUGAGGCGCUGGGCUACAGCUGGCAUGACACUUGCUUUGUCUGUGCCAUCUGUCAAAUCAAUCUAGAGGGGAAGACGUUCUAUUCAAAGAAGGACAAGCCACUGUGUAAAAGCCACGCUUUCUCUCCGCUGUGAGGCUCUGCUGUUCUUCGAGGAGGGGCCGGAACGGAGACUGGGGGGUCUACAGCUAUGCCAAACAAGACCAAGUACUUUACUUGAAGCCUGUAACAUAUGGCUGACUGACAGAGUGAUGGAUAUAGUAGCUCCGCUGGCUUUCACCGGCUGUUAUAGCCCGCUUCGAUCAGCAUUUACUAAGUAUGUGUCAUUCAGCAAAGCACAGAUCUGAAUUUUCGGUAGCUUGCUACAGUAAGCCGACAGACUGGCCUCACUUUUGCUGUGUUACGAUGCCAGUCAUUCAACUGGAAAAACAGCUUAUGAACUGUUCGAACCACCAAUGCCAGAAUGGAUAACAAGGCAAAGUAUCUUAGCUGUCCCUCCUCAUCCUCCUCCACCUCCAAAAGUACACCUGCAGUAUUCAUGAUGCUUCAAAAAUCCAAAGAUAUUGUACGUUUUUACUUAAAUGGCUCACUUUCACUUUUUAGAUGUAACUGGUUUGUUUAUUAUCAGUAUUCAUCAAUUUGGCAUCUGGAGUGAAUCUCACAAGAACUGGUCAUAUUUCACCCCUUUUAUUAUGGCUUAAAAAAAAUUAAGCCAUUUGUAAGAAUAUUAACAUUUUUAUGACUUUAUUUUCAUGACAGUUGAGCACAUUUUCCCUACUUGUCCUACUGUAAUGCAAUAAAUAAAUAAAGUAGUGUUUAUACAUCAUGAUAGUAUUUGUACUGCCUUUAGGCUGAUUUUAAUAGUCAUUUUUCAAUGAAAAUCACCAUUAAAAAAAUAAAGGGAAUGUGAUUAUCAUGAAAAUAUUGUCACAGAGGCCCUCCUGUUUAGUGUUUAAAUUGUGACCAUGUUUUUUUUUUUAUGAGAUUCAUCCAUCUCAUCUGCACUCGGAUGUAUACAUCAUCCAAAGUUCUGUCCUCUCUUUUGUCUCAAAUAAGGACAAAGCAGUUCCCAUGCAAUGAGUGAAGCAAUCUAGUCACACUCCGAUACAUACAAUCCAUUUUGUAGGCUAAAGCAUUGAGCAUGUGAUCUACUCAGACAGGAUCUUAAAGUGGCCCCUCAAUCCUCUAGAUGCUGUGCAGCCUACUUUUUUGCUCUGCCUGAUUUGCUGUGCCAGGGUACUUAAGGUAAUGGCAAACCACAGAGGAAUAAAACGCCCCUGGCAGCUACACUGAAAUACAUUAGCACUGAUUGCAUGCGUUUCAUCCUGACCCAACCAAUGGUCUCUACAUGACUUCAAUACUAAAUAUGCCACAUUCAUCUGUUCUAAUCAGACAGCUAGUUCUAAUUAAGGGAAGGCCCGUGAUACCAUAAAAAGGGUUUGUAUUGGCGCAAUUGGAUCAUGCGAUCUCAUAUGGUCACUUAGAGCGUUUGUUCGUAUUUGCUUGCUGUGUUGCUAGUGGAUUAUGGAUAUCACCAAUGUGUCCUUAAUCUUAUGGCAUUUGGGCAGUACCUCACCCUCCAAGCAUAAUGGCUCUUCUUCAGAGACUACAUACCAGAUGCUGCCCGGAACAUCAUUCACUUAUCGCGAUCUCUUGCGCCAUAAUCGGAAGAAAUGCAACACUCCAAUAUCCUGCUCUUUGAAAGCUCUCUCUCUAUAUAUAUUUGAGCCAACAGCUCAAUUUUUGUACUUUUUUUUUUGUAUUGACAAUGUGUUAUGUAUCAACUAUCAAGUGCCUUUUUAUAGCUUUGCAGCCUUUAACUAUUGUGUGUGUCAAACUGCUGUAUUGUUGUGCAUAUUAUAGAGGUUUCUAUGUCAGAUGAUGCAAAUCAUUUAUAAAGAAAUUGUGCUAGAGACACUUAGUCAAUAAAUCACCUGCAGUCA